Molecule: messenger RNA, 1327 nt
Organism: Sesamum indicum (sesame)
Lineage: Eukaryota; Viridiplantae; Streptophyta; Magnoliopsida; Lamiales; Pedaliaceae
Product: plant/protein
Cellular component (GO): chloroplast thylakoid
Source: RefSeq, a predicted model, not a curated record
UACCUUAUCUUUCUCGACCACUACUCCAGUCGUGUUGUAUGUGUGUCUCUCUCUUUCCCGUCCCAUUCCCCUGAGUGCAUCCUUCCUAAGAAAAUCUCUGCUGCCUUCCGCCUUUCAUUUCUCUGUGUGUGUGUGUCUGCACGUGUCUGUCUGAGAAGUUGUGCAGUGGUUCCCCCUCAAUCCAAAUAACCAUUUACAAGUAUGGCAGCCACACUCGGCCUCCCAAAACUCCUUAAUCAUCCAAGAAAGUCGCAACCACAAAUCCACUCAAAAUUGCUCCCCAUUUCCCUCAAGACUUCAAAAUCCCAAAACCAUUCUUCCAAAGAUUCACAUGAUCCUCAAAACCUCCUCAAUCAAACAACUAUCCACCUGAAAUCAGCUUCGCUCCCUCUUACAGCACUCACAUUGCCUUUCUUUCUACACCCCGAGGAUGCAGUUGCUGCUGGUGGGCAAUUCGGGAUUCUUGAAGGGAGAUCAUUUGCUUUGGUUCAUCCUAUUGUGAUGAGUGGCCUAUUUUUGUACACGUUGUAUGCUGGAUAUCUUGGGUGGCAGUGGAGGAGAGUUCGCACUAUCCAGGAUGAGAUUAAUGAGCUAAAGAAGCAAGUGAAGCCUGUCGCUGUCACUCCUGAUGGCACCCCACCAGCCGAGCCCCCCAAGCCGUCCCCUGUUGAGGCCAAGAUUCAGCAGCUCACUGAGGAAAGAAAGGCGUUAAUCAAAGGGUCAUACAGAGAUAAACACUUCAACGCUGGCUCCAUAUUGCUGGGAUUCGGGGUGUUUGAAUCCGUGUUUGGAGGGCUCAACACGUGGUUCAGGACCGGAAAGCUAUUCCCUGGACCUCAUUUGUUUGCCGGGGCAGCCAUUACGGUCCUUUGGGCAGCAGCCGCAGCAUUAGUCCCUCCAAUGCAGAAGGGAAGUGAAACUGCCAGAAAUCUUCACAUUGCAUUGAAUGUGUUGAACGUAAUUCUCUUCAUUUGGCAGAUACCUACUGGAAUCGACAUUGUCUUUAAAGUAUUCGAGUUCACCAAAUGGCCUUGAAUUAGUGAACUCCGAGAUGGAGUUUUUGAUAUGUUUGUAUCAGAUGAUUUAAUUUCCUCAAUUCAAUUUAUGCAGAUAUAACUCUGAUUAAUAGGAAAGUUGAAUUGGUAUCUGUGUAUACGAAAUGUCUUGUGCUUAUGUUAGUCCCUCACUGAAAAAAGAACCAAAUAGUGGGGGAACUAUGGCAGAAUUAGACUUUUUCAGUGAUGCUUUAAGGUUGUAAUUAGUAAGUAACUUUAUUUUAUUAUAUCUUGUCGGGGAAAGGGGUCACCCAGAGAUUGGUUUGAUUCUA